CCACACCUGGGCACCCUCUGGUUUGCUCGCCUGACGAAUCUUCACUACUGCACAACAGCAACCCCGGAGGUUGCACGCUACGGAAACAGCAAGAACAAUGUUUGAGGGCCGCCAUGCAGCAGACAGAUACCAGCUGCGCCUGCACAGGGCGCGUUCGGUGGUGCUCUCAGGCGCCGAGAUGGUAGAGAUACGCGCAGCUCAGAGAACCUUUGAAGGAGCCUACAUCCGCACCGCCCUCGGCCAGUUCUCCUUCGCGCUCAUCGUGCUCAAGAUCUUCACCGCCGAGUUCUAUUCCAUCGGCGCUCUGUUCGCCGUGUACGGCGCGGGCGUCCUAUUCACGAGCCUGUUUCGCCGACAGCAAGGUCCGAAACGCCAACGUACCAUGGCCUCGCUCAGCGACUGACGCAGCACAGGGAACAAGCAGUUCUUC
Molecule: messenger RNA, 430 nt
Organism: Trematosphaeria pertusa
Lineage: Eukaryota; Fungi; Ascomycota; Dothideomycetes; Pleosporales; Trematosphaeriaceae
Exons: 2
Coding region: 98-403 (101 amino acids)
Source: RefSeq, a predicted model, not a curated record